This is a messenger RNA of Urocitellus parryii (Arctic ground squirrel), 1374 nucleotides long. It is a transcript of the gene Kcnmb4, whose product is annotated as potassium calcium-activated channel subfamily M regulatory beta subunit 4. Gene Ontology annotation, biological process: detection of calcium ion; potassium ion transport. Gene Ontology annotation, cellular component: membrane; voltage-gated potassium channel complex. The record is from RefSeq and is a predicted model, not a curated record. Lineage: Eukaryota; Metazoa; Chordata; Mammalia; Rodentia; Sciuridae. Gene Ontology annotation, molecular function: potassium channel regulator activity; calcium-activated potassium channel activity.
GGAGAGCGCGGGGGCGGAGGCUGGCAGGGGGCGCUGGAGGCUGGAGCGGUCCGUGCGCUCCCUGCGCCCGAGGGUACUGGAGGCUCUGAAGCCGCUGCCGCACCGGGGCCGGGCGGCGGCUGGGCCGGGGCGGGGGGCGCUGCCGCCGCCGGGGGCGUCGCCGGCCUCGGCCCCUUUGUUCUCGCGCGCUCCCCCUCGCCGCCCACUCCCCUGCUGUCGCGCGGCGGCGGCGGUGGUGGUGGCGGCGGCGGCUCCUCCCGCCCGAGGCAGUCGGGCUCGGCGCCGGGGGCGGGAGGGGGCGGGGGGAGCGCGCCAGCCGCCGAGAGUGGGGGGCGAUGGCGAAGCUCCGGGUGGCUUACGAGUACACGGAAGCCGAGGACAAGAGCAUCCGGCUCGGCUUGUUUCUCAUUAUCUCCGGCGUCGUGUCGCUCUUCAUCUUUGGCUUCUGCUGGCUCAGUCCCGCGCUGCAGGAUCUGCAAGCCACGGCCGCCAACUGCACGGUGCUGUCGGUGCAGCAGAUCAGCGAGGUGUUCGAGUGCACCUUCACCUGUGGCGCCGACUGCAGGGGCACCUCGCAAUACCCCUGCGUCCAGGUCUACGUGAACAACUCGGAAUCCAACUCCAGGGCGCUACUGCACAGCGACGAGCAUCAGCUCCUUACCAACCCCAAGUGCUCCUAUAUUCCUCCCUGUAAGAGAGAAAAUCAGAAGAACUUGGAAAGUGUCAUGAAUUGGCAACAGUACUGGAAAGAUGAGAUUGGUUCCCAGCCAUUUACUUGCUAUUUUAACCAAUAUCAAAGACCAGAUGACGUGCUCCUGCAUCGUACGCAUGAUGAGAUUGUCCUCCUGCACUGCUUCCUCUGGCCCCUAGUGACAUUUGUGGUGGGCGUUCUCAUUGUGGUUCUAACCAUCUGUGCCAAGAGCCUGGCAGUCAAGGCAGAAGCCAUGAAGAAGCGCAAGUUCUCUUAAAUGGGAUAGCCUUAUGGGAAGCAAAGCACAGAAGCUGCACGCCUGGGCACAUGUCCACCUGCAGAGCCCGUGUUUCCUGGAGCAGGAGAUGGAAGGGGCCGAGAMAGGUCUCCGAGAGCCUCCUCCCUCAGUGGCAGCAGAAACAGGCACAACUGGAAGACUUGGAACCUCAUAGCUUAUAUUCCAUGUGUCGUAGCAAUGGCUAAAGGGUCAAGCUCUUAGCUAUAUGGAGUAACUGUUUCAGAAAACCCUAUAAGAAGUUGAUUUUCUUUGGAAAGUAACAGUAUAUUAUUUGUAUAGUGUAGUAUACAAACCAUUAUGAUUUAUGCUACUUAAGAAUAUUAAAAUAAGAGUGGUCUGUGUUCUUUUCUAUUUCCUUUUUUUUAUGCUUAGAAUACCAGGGGUU